Aspergillus affinis is the source of this 1980-nucleotide messenger RNA. Its product is annotated as cytochrome P450. Lineage: Eukaryota; Fungi; Ascomycota; Eurotiomycetes; Eurotiales; Aspergillaceae. Bases 1 to 1980 code for a protein of 659 amino acids. The record is from RefSeq and is a predicted model, not a curated record. The transcript has 5 exons. Gene Ontology annotation, molecular function: oxidoreductase activity, acting on paired donors, with incorporation or reduction of molecular oxygen, reduced flavin or flavoprotein as one donor, and incorporation of one atom of oxygen; iron ion binding; heme binding.
AUGUCUAGCUCCGGCAAGGGAUACUCCUACACCAGCUCCGGCACCAACAGCCAGGUAAGCCGUGGAACUCCCGCUCAGUCAUCGGGAUUCUCACCAGCCAGGGUAACCACUACUGCUCCCGCGACUACGGUUCCAGCGCGUCCAACUCCAACAGCUACCAUUACUCGAACAGCGCUAGGCCCCAUCCGGCGAAGCUUGCGACGGUCCGCCGGCGGCCACUGUCAUCACCAGCCAAUCAGCGUGGCGCCUCAUCCGCCCGACGAUGCCACCGAGGAUGACUCAGCCAUCCGCGGGUCCCGCCGACUUCUCAUUGGACCCAAUCGCAGAGAGAGAGGUGACGUUGUGGACAGUCACAAGGGAUGCGGACUGCCCGCGUCGGACUCUCCGCGGGCCAACCUUCUGGCCGAGAAUGUGCGCCUCGAAUUGAAUGUUAACGUCCCUGUCUGCAUCAUGGACCCCCCGCAUAUGUCCAUGCUGAUUCUGGCCGGCGCCGUUUGCCUGGCCCUGUACAUCGUCACUCUCCUGCAGCGCAAAUGGACUCACUACCGCAUCGCCCGGAAGAACCACUGCGAACCUCCCCCGUCCCUGUACAUGAAGGACCCCAUCUUCGGCAUCGACAAUGUCUACACCAGCAUCAAGUGCGCCAGGGAGCAUACCUUCCUCGAACGUGGGUUGGCCAACUUCCGGGAUUACGGCAACACCUUCAGGGCCAAACGCAUCGGCACCCGCAUCAUCGCCACGCGCGACCCGCUGAACGUCAAGACCCUCCUCUCCCUGAAGUUCAAGGACUUCAGUCUGGGCAAUCGCAUUCAUUCCUUCGGUCCCUUGCUCGGUCAUGGCAUCUUCACCACCGACGGCGAACAUUGGGCUCAGUCGCGCGCCAUGAUCCGCCCGAACUUCAGCAAGGACCAGGUCGCGCAUCUGGAAGUCUUCGAGGAGCUGAUGAGCGAUCUGUUGGCGUUGAUCCCGACCGACGGCCGCACCUUUGACCUCCAGGAACUGUUCUUCUGCUACACCAUCGAUUCCGCGACCGAGUUUCUCUUCGGACACAGCGUGCACAGUCUCAAGAAGCGUCGCUCGCCCGUGCCGGAAGAAGACAACGAAUGCGACUUCGCCACCGCCUUCAACUACGCGCAAGACGCUAUCGCCCACAACUCGCGUAUCGGGCAUCUCAGCAAGCUGUUCCCUGACCGUCGCGCCGAGCGUUGCAAUCGUGUCUGUCAUGAGCUGGUCGAGCAGUUUGUCGACAAGGCGCUGCGGUAUCGCGAGCACCAUGACGAGGAAAAGGACGGCGCGGACGACGCCGAUAAGAAAAAGAAAUAUCUCUUCCUGCAGGGUCUGGCGCAGCAAACGGGCGAUCGUAAACGCAUCCGCGACGAGCUGAUGAAUGUCCUGCUGGCGGGACGCGAUACCACCGCUUCAUUACUGAGUAAUAUGUUUUUCAUGCUGGCGAAGCAUCCCCACGUGUGGGCGAAACUGCAGGAGGAGGUCGCCUCGUUGAAUGGACGAGUGCCGACAUACGAGCAGCUGCGCAAUUUGACUUAUCUGAAAUACUGCAUGAACGAAUCGCUUCGCCUGCACCCCGUCGUCCCUGCAAAUAGUCGCGUGGCCGUGACCGACACCAUCCUGCCCGUCGGCGGCGGCCCCAACGGCGAGUCUCCGGUGUUUGUAGCGAAAGGCACGGUCGUCGGCUACAGCACCUACUCGAUGCAUCGACGGGAGGACUUUUAUGGUCCUGACGCGGAGGACUUUCGACCGGAGCGAUGGGCCACGCUGCGUCCGGGGUGGGAAUAUCUGCCGUUUAACGGGGGCCCUCGGAUCUGUGUGGGCCAGCAGUAUGCGUUGACCGAGGCCGGAUACGUGACGGUUCGCUUGGCGCAGCAGUUUUCCGUGCUGGAGAGUCGUGACCCACGGCCGUGGGAGGAAAGCUUGACAUUAACCCUGUGUUCGAGGAAUGGGACCCAGGUUGCUGUGCAUUAG